AUGCUAUUGCUUUCACUGGUUUCUCUUCCACAUAUGGGAACAGCUUCAAAUAUUGAGUCACAAGGGAGAGCUCUUCUUCAAUGGAAAGCCACCCUUCAAAAACAGCAACCCUUUAUCACCUGGACUUCAAAGACCAGUCCAUGCAACUGGAUUGGAAUUACAUGCAGAGCUAUACUCUCACGUAGAAAUCACCACCAUGUUAUGGCAACCAUCACAAGAAUUCAACUGGGAGAGAUGGGACUAGAAGGGAAGCUAGAGACUCUAAACUUCUCGGCGUUGCCAUCACUCCGGGUUCUCAAUCUCAAUAACAAUGCUCUCCAAGGGUCCAUCCCUGCAACCAUUUCAGCUCUCACCAAGCUCAUUUACCUUGAUCUCUCAUCCAACAAUAUCACAGGCAUCAUUCCACCAGAGCUUGGUCAUUUGACAAAGCUGAAGAUCUUGUGGCUCUACAACAAUCAGAUAAGUGGUUCCAUCCCUCAUGAGAUUGGAUAUCUAGUGAAUCUCCAUGAAUUUGACAUUUCAACUAAUCAGAUAACCGGUUUUAUUCCUCUUAGCCUAUUAAACUUGACCAAUCUAAGUGUGUUAAGCCUUUACCAGAACCAAAUAUCUGGGUACAUACCCCAUGAAAUAGGACAACUUGUGAGUUUAAAAGAGUUCUAUCUCUUUCUAAACAAUAUAUCAGGUCCUAUUACACCCAAUCUUGGCAACUUAACCAAGCUUGAGCAUUUGUUCUUAUAUAACAAUAAACUCACUGGCUCCAUCCCUGCUGAGCUUGCAAGUCUAGUUAACUUGAGAAUGCUUGACAUAUCUAAGAAUAAAAUAACUGGUUCCAUUCCAACUUGGGUUGGGAACCUCACCAACCUGGAAUUUUUCUCCAUAAAUACCAAUAACAUGGAUGGAUUUAUUCCCCAUGAGAUUGGAAAUCUUGGUAACUUGACAACAUUUGACAUCUCUGUCAACCAAAUAAUAGGUUCUAUCCCACAUAGCAUUGGAAAUUUUUCCAAGCUUGAAUAUUUGUUUCUUUUCGCCAAUCAGCUUUCAGGGUCAAUCCCUCCUUCUCUCGGAAAUAUGAAAGAUCUAUUACAUUUGCGCUUGUUUGAUAAUCAAUAUCUCUCUGGCUCAUUGCCUCCUCAAAUUGCAAACUUUACAAAGUUAUAUCAACUUGAUUUGUUCAACAAUAGUUUUUCUGGAAUUUUGCCACCUGAUCUUUUCAAAAGGCUAACUUUGCUACAAUAUGUUGUUUUGGGAUAUAAUAAUUUCCAAGGUCCCAUUCCAAUAGGUUUGAAGAACUCUACAAACUUGAUCAGAGUUCGGCUUGAAAGAAACAACUUCACAGGAGAUAUUUCUGAAAGCUUUGGAGUUCAUCCAUAUCUGGAUUAUGUUGACAUGAGCUUCAAUAGAUUGUAUGGCACUUUAUCGCCUUCUUGGGGUCAAUGCCUCAACUUGACAAGUUUCAGGAUCUCAGGAAACAAGAUCACUGGAUCAAUACCUUCUGAAAUUGGUCAAUUACCGAAGUUACAGUUAUUCGACAUCUCUUCCAACGAUAUGGUCGGAGAAAUCCCAAGAGAAUACAACAUGUACAUAUUUCACUUGAACAUGAGCAACAAUCAUUUCUCUGGAACCAUACCACCAGAAUUGGGACAUCUAUCUUCAUUACAGAUUUUGGACUUGUCAAGCAAUAAUUUGAGUGGAAGAAUACCAGUGGAAUUGGAGAAAUGCCUUGAUUUAUCCUCACUGAAGCUUAGCAGUAAUAAUCUAAGUGGAAACAUUCCCUUUCAGCUUGGCAAUUUGAAUUUGCAUGAAGUUCUAGACUUGAGUUACAAUUUAUUCACUGGAGAGAUACCCUCACAACUUGGUAAAUUAAUGGAGUUGCAGGUGUUAAAUCUAUCACAUAAUGAAUUGGCUGGUCAAAUUCCAUCUUCUUUUCAAUACAUGAGAGGUUUGGACAUUACUAGAUUUAUCUUAUAA
This is a messenger RNA of Dioscorea cayenensis subsp. rotundata (Guinea yam), 1968 nucleotides long. Its product is annotated as probable leucine-rich repeat receptor-like protein kinase At1g35710. The coding region runs from base 1 to 1968 and encodes 655 amino acids. Lineage: Eukaryota; Viridiplantae; Streptophyta; Magnoliopsida; Dioscoreales; Dioscoreaceae. Gene Ontology annotation, molecular function: protein binding. The record is from RefSeq and is a predicted model, not a curated record. The transcript has a single exon.